Penaeus vannamei (Pacific white shrimp) is the source of this 1462-nucleotide messenger RNA. NCBI's taxonomy places the organism in Eukaryota, Metazoa, Arthropoda, Malacostraca, Decapoda, Penaeidae. The record is from RefSeq and is a predicted model, not a curated record.
CUCCUACAGUGGUACCAGCGAAUGGGCGUAAAGUUAUGACAAUCAAAAUGGGCAGUACAGCCAACCUCGGCUGUAACGCAACUGGUAACCCUAAACCUAACAUAACGUGGAGUACUGAGGGACGAGUGCUAAAGUAGGGAAGAACCUUACCAUUGCGAACGCGAAACCGGAGGACAAUGGCAAAUACAGGGUGCACGGCGAGCAACGGCGUGGGUCGGCCCGCUUCCACGACCAUUACGCUGGAGGUCAUGCAUCCGCCUGUAGUUCGAGCUCAGGAGACGGAAGUGUACACAGGAGUAGGCCACGAAGCGACGUUAGCCUGCUUUGUCUACGCCGAGCCCCGCGCCCAGGUUCAGUGGUAUAGGAAAGGGGGCACGCCAGUCGAUCCUAUUAGACUCAUAAGGACGGUUAACAAUCAUAAAAGAUAUUCACUACAGUUUGUUCGAGUACAUUUAGAAGACCUGGGAGAUUAUACUUGUAACGCCACGAAUUUCAUGGGCAAUGAUUCGGCUUCAGUUAGACUAUCUGCUAGACCGAAACCUGUUAGAUAUUCGAGUCCUCAUCAGGGAGAUAUGGAGAGCAAUUAUACACUCGUUUGGGAUGUCGAGUCGUAUGUUCCAGUCUUAUCAUAUGAAAUUGCGUAUAGGAAUGACACCGACGAGGAGGACCACUGGAUCACCUUCAGCGUCCCCGGCACAACGUCGUCCUCCAAGUACCACUCGAUGAGCCACACGUUCACGGACCUCGAGCCCGGGUCAGCCUACCACGUCCGGGUCGUAGCGAGGAACGAGUACGGGCGCGGGGAUGUGAACGAGUCCUUUGCCUUCACGACGCUAGAUGCUGCCGGCACAGACUAUCCCACAUACGUCCAAACGAGUGUGGAAGUGUCAGCCGAGGCAAGCAACCAAUUAGAAGACAUAGUUUCAGAGGCGGAGGCCGGCGACGUCUCCCAAGAAACCCAGAAGACGGCAGCGGCAGCCAGUGAAGCCUUAGUCAAUCAGACAAACCCAGAAGAUAUUACAAGAAAAGAAGUAUCCGUGGCAGGACAAGCUGUAAUCCACGAUGACACUUCAGCUGCGAAUGAACUGAGUCCGAAAGAGAGAAAGAUGCAGCUGAUGGCCCUCGUGACAGCAAUCAGCUUGUCAUCUUUUUUCUGAUAAUUUGCUAUGAGGUUGUGAGGAGAAUAGUCUUCAUUCCAGGCCUAGACAUGUACGUUGCUGGGGGCGGCUUUGAUAUGCCGUACGAAUAACAUCUUCCAUGCUUUGAUAUGCCGUACGAAUAACAUCAUUCAUGUUUUGAUAUGCCGUACGAAUAACAUGUCUAUUCGGGAGCUAAAGAUAAAAUUAUGAUUAGAUAUUUUUCCUUCCAUUGACUGGUAAUUUGUAUGACAUUGCUGCGCACACACACAUGUACACGCUUUCAUACACAUACACGCUACACACACACGCCUACACGCUUACAC